Messenger RNA from Trichoderma asperellum CBS 433.97, 954 nucleotides. RefSeq lists its product as uncharacterized. The record is from RefSeq and is a predicted model, not a curated record. Lineage: Eukaryota; Fungi; Ascomycota; Sordariomycetes; Hypocreales; Hypocreaceae. Gene Ontology annotation, molecular function: nitronate monooxygenase activity.
AUGAGUGGCGUUGCUACCAGCAAACUUGCAGUUGCAGUGACCUUGAGCGGAGGCCUAGGACAGAUUGGAUUUACAGGCAGCCCCCUCGGACUGAGAGCUGAGCUGGAGAGUGCUCAAGCUCAGCUGAAAGAUUUCAUGGCCACCAAUCAGAAUUUAGGUGUGCUUCCGGUGGGAGUUGGUAUCAUCGUCAUCGGUAGCACACCGGAACGCUGGCUACCAAUCUUUGCAAAGUUUAAGCCUGCAGUGGUUUGGCUGUCAUUCGGGAGUGCGCAACAGAUGCAAGCCUGGACGGAAGGAAUUCGAGAAGUAGCCUCAUCUUCCAAGGUGUGGAUACAGGUCGGAAGUGUCAAUUCUGCUAUAAAAGCGGCUCAGAUCUGUCAGCCAGAUGCAUUGGUAAUGCAAGGAAGCGAUGCGGGCGGUCAUGGCCAUGCAAAAGGGGCAAGCGUGAUGACGCUGGUUCCAGAAGUGGUAGAUGCCCUCAAAGACCAUGGGCUCUCUCACAUCCCGGUCCUUGCAGCUGGCGGCAUCAUGGACGGAAGAGGAGUAGCGGCAGUUAUAGCUCUUGGAGCUGAGGGCGCAGUUCUAGGCACUAGAUUCAUUGGAGCAGAGGAAGCUGCCAUGGAUUCGGAUGUCCGCGAGGAAAUCCUCGCAGCAUCCGACGGCGGAGAGUCGACGGUGAGGUCUCGGGUGUUUGAUGAUAUUUGGGGCACAAAUCCCUGGCCACAGCUAUACGACGGCCGAUGCUUGAGAGGCGCGAUUUACAAUAAUCGGGAGAAUGGGAUGGAUAUUGAGUCGGUACGGACACAACUCUACCGCGAUACUGAGCGAUCCCAGGUAGAGGAGGUUAGCAUGAGAGACGUCGCUUGUAUCUGGACAGGGGCAGGAGUGGGAUUGCUCAAAAAAUUGGAACCUGCCGCUGACAUUGUCAACCAGCUUCCGGAGGAGGCGGACUAG